Neolamprologus brichardi is the source of this 1157-nucleotide messenger RNA. The record is from RefSeq and is a predicted model, not a curated record. Lineage: Eukaryota; Metazoa; Chordata; Actinopteri; Cichliformes; Cichlidae.
AUGCGGACCAAGCUCUUGCAAAAGUUGUAUAAGGAUCAAAUGGCCCCCAUCAAUGUGCCAAACACCCGAAUACUCUCGAAGAACCUCCCACAGAACACUCAGAGGGACACAGUUGAAUACCUUUUCCAAGUCCACAAAACAUGUGUAGACUGGCUGGGCAAACUCCCAUGCACCCUCAAGUAUCCUCAAGAGCAUGAAGAGCAGGGCCAGUGUUCCACAAUCAGGACGAAAACCACAUUGUUCCUCCGGUCAGGUUUUGUCCAGGGAGUGACGUUUGUCAAAGAGCGAUUUGCCAAAAAACAGGGUCAGCCUCCUCCAGAGGGAGGGGAGGGCGAGAGGGGGGGCGAGAAGGCCGAGGACAGGAAGCAGAAGGAGAACACGACCUACACCAAGAAGAUGGUGCUACGGUUGGCGGGAUUCAUGGGAGUCGGCGGCGCGGUCGCCAUCGUUUAUAUAUUCGGUGAGUCUUUGCUGCCUCUCCUGAAACGGCGUCCUCACUUCAUGUGUUUAAACAGCUGCUCUUUCUCUCUGCAGUUGGCAACAGGUUGGCGCUUUAAGAAACGUCCAGGCAUCGAUUACCUGUUCCAGCAGGUGGCGCCGCUCUACGAGAUCGUCGUCUUCACCGCAGAGACCGGCAUGACGGCGUAUCCUCUGAUCGACAGCAUCGACCCUCAGGGUUUCGUCAUGUACCGUCUCUUCAGAGACGCAACACGUUACGUGGAGGGUCAUCAUAUCAAGGAUGUGUCGUGUCUGAACCGCGACAGCAGUAAGGUCAUCGUGGUCGACUGUAAGCGGGAGGCGUUCAGCCUGCAGCCUUUCAACGGCCUGGCUCUGAAGAAAUGGGACGGAAACUCUGAGGACCGAACGCUCUACGACCUCGCCAACUUCCUCAAGACCAUCGCUAUGAGCGGCGUGGACGACGUGCGUUCGGUGUUGGAGAACUACGCGCUGGAGGAAGACCCCAUCGAGGCCUUCAAGCGGCGUCAGGCUCAGCUGGCGCAGGAGGAGGAGCAGCGUCUGUCCGAGCUCUCCCAGCAGAAGAAGCAGGGACUCUCCAUCGGCUCCAUCGCCUCGCGGUUUUGGCGCUCCAAGCAGCAAUGAGCCCCACAACAGUAACAAUCUGUUCUUCUGAAAUGUUCUCAGUAAAAAUGAAGCUU